AUGAUUCAACGCCAUGGGGACGAGCAGUCCCAAGUCGCGGAACGAGAGCCUCUUUUGAGUGAAACUGCGCAACCCAGCUCCGACUACCAUGCCUGUCGCAGCAUUCCUGAAGAAGCCACCGGCGAUGGAGUCCUCAGGCCAGUUCCUGAGGUAGACGAGGAGCGGAGUCUAGGACGCGAGGAGACCGAGUCGUUGAAGGAAGGCGCUCAUAUGAACGUGGUCAAGAUCAUAUCCGUCAUGCUGCUAGGCAUCUUUGUCGCGCAGACAGAUGGGUCCAUUCUCAUGGCAACCCAUGCGAUCAUUGCGUCCGAGUUCAACGCCUUGAAGAACUCUAGCUGGCUCAUCAUCAGCUUCUCUCUGGCUGGGGCGGCCACGCAGACUUUGUACGGCAAGCUAAGUGACAUCUAUGGGCGCAAGAGGAUGGUGAUCAUUGCGUAUACCAUGUUCAUGGUUGGCUGUGCCAUUGUCGGUGUUGGCCAGACAAUGUCGCAGGUGGUCUUGGGUCGAAUUGUAUCCGGUGCUGGAGCCUCUGGCAUGUCCGCACUCGUGUCCGUUCUCAUUACAGAUCUGCUCCCACUCCGAGAAGUUGCCCAAUGGAGAGCAUACGUCAAUCUCGUAGCUACCCUUGGCCGAAGCCUCGGCGGACCUCUUGGAGGUUGUCUGGCAGAUAUCAUCGGAUGGCGAUGGUCAUUCCUCGGCCAAGUGCCGCCUAUAACCCUCGCCAUCAUUCUCUGCUCCGCAUAUCUACCCAACCACACCAGCACGCUAGACGAGACAGAUGUCGCCAACCAGUUAAAGAAGAGCAAGUUCAGCCGUAUCGACUUCAAGGGGGCAUUCAUCUUCGCCGCCCUUGUGCUGGCCCUGCUCCUUCCCCUCGAGCUCGGCGGCGUCAACGUUCCCUGGUCCCACCCGCUCAUCUUCGUCUUGCUCGGUGCCAGCGCCAUCCUUCUCGUCUUGUUCAUCGCAGCAGAACCGAUCCUGCCUCUGGAGAUUUUCCACAGCAAGGAUGCCAUCCUCUCGUUCUUGAUUCUGGGAUUCCAAACGGCCGCCCAGCUGGGACUCAUGUUCGGCGUCCCCCUCUACUUCCAAGUGACGUCGACGCCGCGGCCCUCCGCCACCGUCGCGGGCGCGCACCUCAUGCCUGCCGUCAUGGGCAACGCUGUCGGCGGCAUCAUCUCUGGCUCCGUCAUCAAGCGCUCGGGGCGGUACAAGUCCCUCGUCAUCUGGGCUAUGACUUGCUCCUCCAUCGGCUAUCUUCUCCUGAUGCUGAGGUGGCACGGCAACACCAACUUUCUCGAGUCGCUGUACAUUUUCCCCGGAGGGUUCGGCAUGGGGGUUGCGAGCAGCGCGCUGUUCAUCUCGCUUCAGGUGGUCAUCGACCUGGUGCACAUGGCGCCUGCGGUGUCGUUCAUGUAUCUGAUGCAAACAGUGUGGGGGAUGAUUGGGUUGCCUGCUGCGAACGCGAUUAUGCAGACCGUGCUUCGAAGGAACCUUGGGAUUCGGCUGCUUAAGCUGGGAUAUGAUAGCGCUGAGGUUGCCGAGAUCAUAUCGGAUGCUGUUUCUGACGUUGACUUUAUCGACGGCACAAUCGAGAAGGUUAGGAAUGCUGUUGUCCAGUCGUAUAUUGACGGCCUAUGGUGGAGUCAUGGGUUCUCGUUUGCGUGCUCGGUCACUGCACUUGUGCUGGCCGUCUUCCUCAAGCAGAGAAGGCUCGACGGACACAAGUCUAAACCUUGA
Messenger RNA from Neurospora tetraspora, 1737 nucleotides. RefSeq names its product major facilitator superfamily domain-containing protein. The transcript has 7 exons. Gene Ontology annotation, biological process: transmembrane transport; basic amino acid transport. The coding region runs from base 1 to 1737 and encodes 578 amino acids. Lineage: Eukaryota; Fungi; Ascomycota; Sordariomycetes; Sordariales; Sordariaceae. The record is from RefSeq and is a predicted model, not a curated record. Gene Ontology annotation, molecular function: basic amino acid transmembrane transporter activity. Gene Ontology annotation, cellular component: fungal-type vacuole membrane.